This is a messenger RNA of Python bivittatus (Burmese python), 5251 nucleotides long. Lineage: Eukaryota; Metazoa; Chordata; Lepidosauria; Squamata; Pythonidae. The record is from RefSeq and is a predicted model, not a curated record.
UAGAAAGUGCUAAUUAUGGACGGACAGAUGACAAGAUCUGUGAUGCUGAUCCUUUCCAGAUGGAGAACACUGAAUGUUUCCUCCCUGAUGCCUACAAAAUUAUGACACAAAGGUGCAACAACAGAACUCAAUGUAUAGUAGUUACUGGGUCAGAUGUGUUUCCUGAUCCUUGUCCUGGAACAUAUAAAUACCUCGAAGUCCAAUAUGAAUGUGUCCCUUACAAAGUGGAGCAAAAAGUUUUUGUUUGCCCUGGGACGUUGAAAGCUGUGGUGGAUUCCCCAAAUUUAUAUGAAGCUGAGCAAAAGGCAGGUGCUUGGUGCAAAGAUCCUCUUCAGGCUGCAGAUAAAAUAUACUUCAUGCCAUGGACUCCAUACCGCACUGAUACUUUGAUAGAAUAUGCAUCUUUAGAGGACUUCCAAAAUGGACGCCAACAGACAACAUAUAAGCUUCCAAAUCGAGUGGAUGGUACUGGAUUUGUGGUGUAUGAUGGUGCGGUCUUUUUUAAUAAGGAAAGAACCAGAAACAUUGUGAAAUUUGACUUAAGAACUAGAAUUAAGAGUGGAGAGGCUAUUAUAAAUUCUGCCAACUACCAUGACACGUCCCCUUACAGAUGGGGGGGAAAGACUGAUAUUGAUCUGGCAGUGGAUGAAAAUGGCUUGUGGGUAAUUUAUGCUACAGAACAAAACAAUGGAAUGAUAGUUAUUAGCCAACUCAAUCCAUAUACUCUGCGUUUUGAAGCAACAUGGGAAACAACAUAUGACAAACGGGCAGCCUCUAAUGCUUUUAUGAUAUGUGGGGUGCUUUACGUUGUGCGAUCAGUUUACCAAGACAAUGAAAGCGAAACUGGUAAAAACUCAAUUGAUUAUAUUUACAACACCAGGUUAAGCAGAGGAGAAUAUGUAGACAUUCCUUUUCCCAACAUGUAUCAUUAUAUUGCUGCUGUGGAUUACAAUCCAAGAGACAAUCAGCUGUAUGUAUGGAACAACAAUUUCAUCCUACGAUAUUCUCUGGAGUUUGGUCCACCUGAUCCUGCCCAAGUGCCUACCACAGCAGAGACAAUAACUCCAUCCACAGAACUAUACAAAACAACUGCAUCAACUACAAGCACUACCCCACACAAAGUUCCUGUUAGCACGACUAUGGCUGGGGGAACAAAAGAAGAUAGUAGAGGCCCCAAGCCACCACCAGCAGUUUCUACAACCAAAAUUCCUCCUGUUACAAGCUUUUUCCCUUUGCCUGAGAGAUUCUGUGAGCCAGAUGUGGCCCGGGGGAUUAGUUGGCCUCAGACUCAAAGAGGAAUAAUGGUGGAACGUCCCUGCCCCAAAGGAACUCGUGGAACAGCUUCAUACCUCUGCAUGGUUUCCACAGGAACAUGGAACCCUAAGGGUCCUGAUCUUAGCAACUGUACUUCACACUGGGUAAAUCAGCUGGCUCAGAAGAUCAGAAGUGGAGAAAAUGCUGCUAACCUUGCCAAUGAAUUGGCUAAACACACCAAAGGACCAAUCUUUGCUGGUGAUGUGAGUUCAUCAGUCAGACUGAUGGAACAGUUGGUAGACAUCCUUGAUGCUCAGCUGCAAGAUUUGAAGCCCAAUGAGAAGGACUCUGCAGGGCGGAGUUAUAACAAGGCAAUCGUUGACACCGUGGACAACCUCCUUAGGGCUGAAGCUCUAGAAUCAUGGAAAGAUAUGAAUUCUUCUGAACAAGCUCAUGCUGCAACAAUGUUACUUGAUACAUUAGAAGAAGGAGCUUUUGUCUUGGCUGAUAAUCUUUUAGAACCAACAAGAGUUGCGAUGCCUACAGAUCACAUUGUCCUGGAAGUUGCAGUGCUCAGCACAGAAGGGCAAGUGCAGGACUUGAAAUUUCCUCAGGGCAAUGCAGGUGGCAACUCUAUCCAGCUCUCUUCAAGUACUGUGAAACAGAACAGCAGAAAUGGGUUAGCAAAGCUGGUUUUCAUCAUUUACAAAAGCUUGGGCCGGUUUCUUAGUACUGAAAAUGCAACUAUCAAACUAGGAACUGAGUUUGCUGGCAGGAAUAGUACCAUCGCUGUGAACUCUGAUGUCAUUGCUGCCUCCAUCAACAAGGAGUCCAGUCGUGUCUAUUUGACCGAUCCCGUUCUUUUUACCCUGGCACACAUUGAUCCCAACAAUUAUUUCAAUGCUAACUGCUCCUUCUGGAACUAUUCAGAGCGGACUAUGAUGGGAUAUUGGUCAACUCAAGGCUGCAAGCUGAUUGACACAAAUAAAACACAUACCACGUGUGCAUGUAGCCACCUAACAAAUUUUGCAAUUCUCAUGGCCCACAGGGGAAUUGUGUACAAAAAUGGAAUGCAUGGCUUACUCCUUACCGUCAUCACCUGGGUAGGAAUUGUCAUCUCCCUCGUCUGCCUGGCAAUUUGCAUCUUUACUUUCUGUUUCUUCCGUGGUCUUCAAAGUGAUCGGAACACAAUUCACAAGAACCUUUGCAUUAACCUCCUCAUUGCAGAAUUUAUUUUCCUAAUAGGCAUUGAUAAGACUGAAUAUAAGAUUGCAUGCCCCAUAUUUGCAGGCCUCUUACACUUUUUCUUCCUGGCAGCCUUUGCCUGGAUGUGCCUAGAAGGGGUACAACUCUAUCUUAUGUUAGUAGAAGUAUUUGAAAGUGAAUAUUCUAGGAAGAAGUACUAUUAUGUUGCUGGCUAUCUCUUUCCUGCUACUGUUGUUGGUGUUUCAGCAGCUAUUGACUAUACAAGCUACGGAGCAAAGAAUGCUUGCUGGCUCAAGGUUGACAACUAUUUUAUCUGGAGUUUUAUUGGGCCUGUUACCUUCAUUAUUCUGCUGAAUCUUAUCUUCCUGGUGAUCACACUGUGCAAAAUGGUGAAGCACUCAAACACUUUGAAACCAGACUCUAGCAGGUUGGAAAACAUUAAGUCUUGGGCUCUAGGUGCAUUUGCUCUUCUUUGUCUUCUUGGCCUAACAUGGUCUUUUGGACUGCUUUACAUCAAUGAGGAGACUAUUGUGAUGGCAUACCUCUUCACAGUAUUUAAUGCUUUCCAAGGAAUGUUUAUUUUCAUCUUUCAUUGUGCACUGCAGAAGAAAGUACGCAAGGAGUAUGGCAAGUGCUUCAGGCAUUCAUAUUGCUGUGGAGGAUUACCCACAGAGAGUCCACACAGUUCGGUAAAAGCAUCAACAACACGAACCAGUGCCCGCUACUCCUCUGGCACUCAGAGCCGAAUAAGAAGAAUGUGGAAUGAUACUGUGAGAAAACAAUCUGAAUCUUCCUUUAUCUCAGGUGAUAUCAAUAGCACUUCAACCCUUAAUCAAGGACAUUCACUGAACAAUGCCAGGGAUACAAGUGCCAUGGAUACUCUACCGCUAAAUGGUAAUUUCAACAACAGCUACUCUUUGCGCAACGGAGACUAUAAUGACAGUGUGCAAGUUGUAGACUGUGGACUAAGCCUGAAUGAUACUGCAUUUGAAAAAAUGAUCAUUUCAGAAUUGGUGCACAACAACCUGCGAGGCAGCCACAAGAACCAUAACCUGGAGUGCACAUUACCAAUCAAAGCUGUGAUCGGUGGGAGUAGUAGUGAAGAUGAUGCCAUUGUUGCUGAUGCUUCAUCUUUAAUGCACAGUGAUAAUACGGGCCUGGAGCUGCACCAAAAGGAACUUGAGGCCCCUCUGAUUCCUCAACGGACUCACUCUCUUCUGUACCAACCACAGAAGAAAGUGAAGAUUGAAGGAACCGAUAGUUAUGUGUCCCAGUUGACAGCUGAAGUUGAAGACCACCUCCAAUCACCCAACAGAGACUCGCUUUACACAAGUAUGCCCAACCUCAGAGACUCUCCAUACCUUGAGAGCAGUCCUGACAUCGAGGAAGAUCUCUCUCCCUCCCGGAGAAGCGAAAAUGAGGACAUUUACUACAAAAGUAUGCCAAACCUUGGAGCUGGCCAUCAGCUUCAGAUGUACUAUCAAAUCAGCAGGGGGAAUAGUGAUGGCUAUAUCAUUCCCAUUAACAAGGAAGGAUGUAUUCCAGAAGGGGACGUUAGGGAAGGACAAAUGCAGCUAGUGACAAGCCUUUAAUAGUGUAGCAAAGGAAUAUUGAAGGCCACAUGCAAGUAUUAAACAGACUUAAUUGGCUCCAUGCAGACCCCCUCAUAUCUGCUUGAAGUGACAAUUCUCUUGUCCCUGUGGUUUCUCCCAUGUAAAGGAGUUGACUGGACCUUUCAGUUCUGUGAAUUUUUAUAAAACAAAGCUUUGUAUAUACACAGAGUAUACUAAAAGAAUUAUUUGUUACAAAGAAAAAAAAAAGAGAUACCAUCAAGGUAUUUUAAGAUAUCUUGCUGCUGACAUUAAAAAAAAAAAAAAGAUUGUGAACUAAACACACACACACACACACACACACACGCAAAGUGUUCCAGCCAUUUUACAGCAGCAGUUUGUGAACUAAAUUUGUAAAUAUGGCUGCAUCAUUUUUGUAUGCCUGCAUUGUAUUAUAUACAAGACGUAGGCACUAAAAUCCUGUGGGACAAAUUUACUGUACCUUACUAUUCCUGACUAGACUUGCAAAAGCAGGAGAGAGAUUCUGCACCAGUUUGCUGUUCAUGGCAAAUCUUUCCCACUAAGGCAAAGGUUGAAAACAUGUCUAACCACUAGCAAUCAAGCCACAGGCCUUAUUUCAUAUAUUUCUUCAACUGUACAAUGAACUGUUCUCAUGAAAAAAAUGGCUAAAGAAAUUAUAUUUUGUUCUAUUGCUAGGGUAAAAUAAAUAAAUACCUUUGUGUCCAAACAGAAAUAUAAUUGUCAUUAAAGUAAUUUUAAAGGAUUUGAAGAAAAUAUUGUGAAAUGCUCUUGGUUGCACAUAUGCUACAAGCUGUUUCUUCUUACACUUGGUAAUAUGUUUAAAAUGCAAACUCUACCCAUUUUCCACUUCUUUUUCACUGUAAACAGUGUUCUGCUUUGACAUGACUAUUCUUAUGGCUUAAACUUGAUAUUGCCAAAAGAACAUAUUUUCUGGGAAGAAUUCUCUUAGAUGCCAAUUUAUGCCAGGCCUUGCACAAAUUUGGUUAGAAAAAAACAGUCACCCACAUCUAUUCACUAGUCAUAGAUUCAGUUCCCUUUUUGUUCUUUGAUUUGGAGAAGGAGGAGGGAAGGUGGGCUAAUGAAUGAAAGGUGCCUGACCCUUUUAAGCUAAGAGAAAACAUAAAUAUUACUCUUCCAUAUUCCUUCUGCCUAUAUUUAGUAAUUAAUUUAUUUUAUGAUAAAAGAGCUAAUUAAAUGUA